Cryptomeria japonica (Japanese cedar) is the source of this 992-nucleotide messenger RNA. RefSeq lists its product as uncharacterized. Lineage: Eukaryota; Viridiplantae; Streptophyta; Pinopsida; Cupressales; Cupressaceae. The record is from RefSeq and is a predicted model, not a curated record. The transcript has 4 exons. Bases 164 to 568 code for a protein of 134 amino acids.
CUGCAAGUUAAGAAAUUGUCAGCUCUGCGAAGUUUGUUUCAAGAGUGAAGCCUUCAUUGGCUAAUCUCUCACCAUAUGCAACCAAAUAGUUUUAUAGCGUAUAUGAUUUUUUGCUUUUUUAGUAGAUGCAAGGCAAAUUCCAGUAGCCACGUCAGCUCUCUAGAUGUGGAAAACUGCCAGGUCAUUUGCAUCAAGCGUGGCACGAAAUCCUCGUCUCACCCGUUUUGUCCUUCAAUCUCCUAAGCAGGUAGAAUUGGAAUUUGAUGAUGGAAAAAAAUUUAUAAUGUCUGCCGAAUUUCUUCGUGUUCAAAGUCCCGCUGCGGAUAGCAAAAUAAGAACCGUAAAGGGUGAAAAGAUUAUAUCUGGGAGACGGUAUGUAGGAAUAAUGUCAGCAGAAACUGUUGGCAAUUAUGGAAUAAGAGUAACUUUUGAUGAUCUGCACAAUACAGGAAUUUACACAUGGGAUUACUUAUACAAUCUAGGAAACAAUAAAUUUACUUUGAUGAAAGACUACAUCAGAACUCUAAAGAAGUAUAAUCUAAGUCGAGAUCCAAAAAAGAGACGAUAGCCAAGAGCAGAGACCACUCAACUUUGGAAGUACUUGAAGAUCCUUUCUCCUCCAUUUGAACUUGUGACUAAGAUGGCAUAGUUGGAUUGACUAAAAUAUGAGAUAUUUCUCAAGAGUUCCUUUUUUGAAUCUUAUCAAAUGCAAUAUUGUUCUUUGGCACGAUACCUUUCCUGGGUGGGUUCUCUGUUUGGGAAGCUGGCUCUAUAAUUGAUUUGGUACAUAGAAACAAUUUUGACCUUGGCAACAUUUCUUAUGUCAAAGUCAUUGCAAGACAGGUUAGGAUUUAAAAUUCAAGUGUUUCAGAAUUCCGGAACAGGGAUCAACAUUAAAGUAUUGGUAGGUUGAUUUUGCUAAUACUGAAAUUUUAAACUGCAGGAAUUGGAGUGUAUUGAUAGAUAGCGUGGAAAUAUAUCAAUUUAAUUUC